Messenger RNA from Amoebophrya sp. A120, 978 nucleotides. The record is from the annotation of a GenBank genome assembly. Lineage: Eukaryota; Dinophyceae; Syndiniales; Amoebophryaceae.
GACGAAGAGACCACGCCUACUUUGAGCACAGCAACGGCAACGCCAUCCUCUGCCGCAUCCACGGCUGCGUCGCUGGCCAUAAACAGCAUUGUCGAAGCUGCCACCGCAAAUGCAGUGGCGGCUAAAGCUGGCAGUACCAGUAGCCCAGCUACAACUUCCACCAACUCGGUGUCGUUUUCGCCCAAAACGAUCGCGGUUUCUUGUUCUUCACCAUCCACUUCUGCCCUGAGCAGUUCUUGUUCUCCAGCCAGAUUCUCCUUCACUGACAACUGGAUUUUGAUCGAAGAAGCCGAGGACAUUUGCACCACGCCUGGCAUGGAAGACAAGGAAGAAGCCAGCAGAAGUCCAACGACAACCCGGUCUUGGCGGUUUCUGGUUCGAAAUCCGGAGGUUCGGCGCGAGUUUUUCCACGCUUUGCGCCGCAUGUGCAGCCGGGUUCGCCUGCAGGUUGCUUUGCAACCGCCGCCCGCGAUGCUGGAUCGAGUAGCUACAACUGCAGCAGUUGUGUCUACUACUGUAGCGGUCAUCGAAGGUGGGGAAACGGAAAUGAGUCCACGCGGCCCGUGUGGUCUAGCAGACACAGUCGAGAAGGCAGACACAGUCGAGAAGGCAGACGCAGACACGCGCAUUGAAGAGGAACCGGUAAAACCAAAAGGAAAGCAUGAUCAAAAUGCAGAAAGCGCUGGACAAGUUGUAGACUGUUCAGGGUCAGCACUUCUAAAUGAGCCUGUGAACAACAACGUGAUCACCAAGAAAGAAAACAAGCCGGCUGCAGGGCUGUCGGACGCGUCUGAAGAACUACAAAGAGCAACUGCGAUUGCAACCACUUCUGCAGGGGCUACUAGUGGUGCAGAACAUUCGUGCAGCAAGCGUUCAUAUUCACGAACCCCUUUCCUCAAUCGGAGACCGAUUAACCGCACGGUGUCUGCGGAUCACGACAAUGCUAGCAAAGAGAACUGCAAAAUGAAUAGUGCCAUC